Molecule: messenger RNA, 771 nt
Organism: Trypanosoma grayi
Lineage: Eukaryota; Euglenozoa; Kinetoplastea; Trypanosomatida; Trypanosomatidae
Product: putative surface protease GP63, putative,metallopeptidase
Exons: 1
Coding region: 1-771 (256 amino acids)
Biological process (GO): cell adhesion; proteolysis
Cellular component (GO): membrane; cytoplasm
Molecular function (GO): metalloendopeptidase activity
Source: RefSeq, a predicted model, not a curated record
AUGGCUGCGCCGUUGAGUUUAAGUGCUUAUCUGUACACUGCACUGACGAUGGCGGCGUUCGAGGAUAUGGGCUUCUUCCGGGCGAAUUGGGGGAUGGAGGAGCCGAUGGGCUGGGGCAGUAACGCCGGCUGCGACCUGCUUCAAGAGAAGUGUAUAACAAACGGCACUACGAAAUACCCAGGCAUGUUCUGCACCGAGGAGAGUUUUAAGUGUACAUCGGACCGCACGAGUCUUGGUGAUUGCUCACUUGACGAAUACGACACCGCCCUUCCAGAAUGGUUUCAGUACUUCUCUGACCCUAAAAUUGGUGCAUAUCCUCAUUCUCUCACGGACUACUGCACCGUUGUGGAGCCAAUAUUCCGCUCGUGUGCCAAUACAGAAGAACAGCCGAUGACCGGAAACGUCGUAAGCAGUGACUCGUGGUGCCUGGACGGUAACGAGCUUACUGUGAAUACGCCGUUGGGUGCAUCCCAGACAGGUGGUGUCUGUGCGGCUGUGUCGUGUGCCGACGGUGCUGUGAAGGUGCGGUAUGCUGGCGACGCCAACUGGCACGACUGCCCCGAGGGUCGCUCUCUCACGCCAUCAGAAACGUCUUUGACCUUCGCGAGCGGCAGCAUCAAGUGCCCCAAGUACACUGAGGUGUGCACCAUCGCUGCCAACGGAAGCAGCCGCAUCACCAUCAAGGCUAAUGCUGACAGCACCGUGGCAUCUUAUACUGUCAUGCCGCUGGUCUGGCUCUCCCUUGUGGCUUCAAUGGUGGCUGCUCUGUGA